Molecule: messenger RNA, 2713 nt
Organism: Camelina sativa (false flax)
Lineage: Eukaryota; Viridiplantae; Streptophyta; Magnoliopsida; Brassicales; Brassicaceae
Product: putative cyclic nucleotide-gated ion channel 5
Biological process (GO): transmembrane transport; monoatomic ion transport
Cellular component (GO): membrane
Molecular function (GO): monoatomic ion channel activity
Source: RefSeq, a predicted model, not a curated record
UUGCGUUUUUUCUUGUUUUGUUUUGGUUCGCUUUUGGUAAAGUCGAUACCACUUGUCUGCUCUGGUCGCUUUUAAUACCCACUUCCAUAUUUUCUAAAUUUGUUCUGAGAUUCAUUUUCUCCUUUUAAGAUUGGUUCAAGCUCUACCUCUGUUAAUUUGUUACUAUGUAUCAGUGACCCCAUCUUUCAUCAAUUUGUUUCCUUUUUUUUUAAAAUCCAGUUGGGUUGAUGUUGCUCCGCUUGUGGAUCAUACUGGUCAGACUUGCUUAAUGAUUAGAGUCUGUAAAGCUGUGUUCUUUCUUUGUGGGCUUAUUAUUCGUUGAAGAAUCUUGAGUUCUGGUUCCUUAUUAGCUACCAUGGCAGGCAAACGAGACAAUUUUGUGAGGGUGGAUGAUUUGGACUCUAGGUUACCAUCAUCAUCUGUAGCCUUCCAACAGAACUAUGUUUCCAAUUUCAGUGGACAGCUUCACCCUAUCCAUGGAAGCAAUGACACAUCAAGAUCCUUCAAGAAAGGGAUCCAAAAGGGUUCCAAAGGGCUUAAGUCAAUCGGCCGUUCACUUGGUUUCGGUGUUUAUCGAGCAGUGUUCCCAGAAGACCUUAAAGUAUCUGAAAAGAAGAUAUUUGAUCCUCAGGAUAAAAUCCUUUUGUACUGCAACAAAUUAUUUGUUGCGUCAUGUAUUCUUUCAGUGUUCGUGGAUCCUUUUUUCUUCUAUCUCCCUGUGAUUGAUGGUGAGUCCAUGUGCCUGGGUAUUGAUAGAAAACUGGCUAUCACAGCUAGUACAUUGCGGACUUUGAUCGAUGUGUUUUAUCUCGCUCACAUGGCUCUCCAGCUCAGGACUGCUUAUAUUGCACCCUCAUCACGGGUCUUUGGUCGAGGUGAACUUGUGAUUGAUCCUGCACAAAUAGCAAAGAGAUAUUUACAACGUUGGUUUAUUAUUGACUUCCUCUCAGUACUUCCUGCCCCUCAGAUUGUAGUUUGGAGGUUCUUGCAAAGUUCAAAUGGGUCGGAUGUAUUGGCUACAAAGCAGGCCUUGCUUUUCAUUGUUUUGGUUCAGUAUAUACCGCGUUUCCUACGUGUCUUACCCUUGACAUCAGAAUUGAAAAGGACUGCAGGUGUCUUUGCCGAAACUGCUUGGGCUGGUGCCGCUUAUUAUCUGCUUUUAUAUAUGCUUGCAAGUCAUAUAGUUGGAGCAUUUUGGUACCUUUUAGCCUUAGAACGUAACGACACCUGCUGGCAGGAGGCCUGUAAUGAUGCAGAGAAUUGCAGCACCGAUUUCUUGUACAGUGGCAAUCAAAACAUGGACGGCUAUGCUGUUUGGAACAAAACUAAGGAACCUGUUCUUCAAUCCAACUGUCGGGCUGACCUCGAUGAUAAUAAUCCUCCAUUUGACUUUGGGAUUUAUACACAGGCUUUAUCGUCUCGAAUUGUCUCGUCUCAAGACUUCAUCGUCAAAUAUUGUUACUGUUUGUGGUGGGGCCUUCAGAACUUGAGUACACUUGGACAAGGGCUUGAAACCAGUACAUACCCAAUGGAGAUUAUAUUUUCCAUAUCCCUCGCCAUUUAUGGGUUGAUCCUCUUUGCUCUUCUCAUCGGAAACAUGCAGACAUAUCUCCAAUCUCUUACCAUCCGGCUCGAAGAAAUGAGAGUAAAGAGGCGUGCUUCAGAACAAUGGAUGCAUCACAGAAUGUUACCACAAGAUCUUAGGGAGCGUGUGAGGCGCUAUGACCAGUAUAAAUGGUUGGAGACACGUGGUGUAGAUGAAGAGUAUCUCGUUCAGAAUCUCCCCAAGGAUCUCCGGAGAGAUAUCAAGCGGCAUCUUUGUCUGGCUUUAGUGCGCAGGGUUCCAUUGUUUGAGAGCAUGGAUGACAAGCUGCUAGAUGCGAUAUGUAUGCGGCUGAAGCCAUGCUUGUUCACAGAGAGUACCUACCUAGUGCGGGAAGGAGACCCUGUAGACGAGAUGCUAUUCACAAUACGUGGUCGCCUCGAGAGUGUGACAACAGAUGGAGGCAGAAGCGGUUUCUUCAACCGUAGUCUCCUGAAAGAAGGAGAAUUCUGCGGUGAAGAGCUUCUGACACGGGCAUUGAAUCCAAAAUCAGGUAUAAAUCUCCCGUCUUCCACGAGAACCGUGAAAGCUCUAACAGAAGUAGAAGCGUUUGCGCUGACCUCAGAGGAGCUGAAGUUUGUAGCAAGCCAGUUCAGGCACCUACACAGCAGGCAAGUGCAGCACACAUUCAGGUUUUAAUCACACCAAUGGAGGACUUGGGCUGCUUGCUUCAUCCAGGCUGCCUGGCGCCGAUACUGCAAGAGGAAGAAGAUGGAAGCAGCCGAGGCAGAGGCCGAGGCCAUGUCCAGCUCAACCACUGGCUCUUCGUACUCAAUCGGAGCUGCAUUUCUUGUCAGUAAGUUUGCUGCUAAUGCACUUCGCACCAUUCAUAGGAACCGGAACACAAAGAUUAGGGAUUUGGUCAAGCUGCAGAAGCCCCUGGAGCCUGAUUUCACUGAUGAUUGAGCCGCUUGUAACAUGCUUAUUUGUAAUCUAUACGAACCACAAUAUGAUAAUGUUUAAUCAAUCUCACUUCACACCACAAAAACAGAGUAAACUAAACCGAUAAACUUGAUAUAACGUUCAAGGAAAACGCAACAUCAACUUCUCAUCUACAAGAGUCUCAAGAGAGAAGCUCCAGCAAAAGGAUGAGGAACAAGGUCAUCAAAC